UGACAGUUUCGUGAACGCGCUUGUGUGGUUUUUUCUCGAACAUGGAGGCGAUUCUGUCAGAUCUUGUGGCACCAGAAGAUUUAAAGAGGUUUGAGAAGAAGUACAACGAUGAGCUUGUGAAAGGACCCGUUUCCAAAGACACGACCUUUGAAUACGCCUGGUGUUUGAUCAGAAGCAAGCACACAAAUGACAUCGUAAAAGGCAUUCAUUUAUUAGAAGAACUGGUUCAUAAAAGCAAGAAAGAUGAUCAGAGAGAUUUCCUCUUCUAUCUUGCUGUUGCAAACUACAGACUUAAGGAGUACGAGAGAGCACUGAAGUACAUUCGUACACUUCUGAAGAAUGAACCGGAAAAUAAACAGGCCCUGGAACUGGAGAAACUUAUCAACAAUGCGCUAAGAAAAGAUGGGUUAGUCGGCAUGGCUAUCGUCGGCGGUAUUGGUUUAGGUGUGGCCGGAUUGGCUGGUCUUAUUGGUUUGGCCGUGGCCAAAGGUGCAAAGUCCUAAUAUGGAGAUCCUGAUGAGUGUACUGUGGUUCCGUUCCCCUCCAGACUUAAUCAUUUCUUAUAAUCACCUAAAACCAUAAGGAGGCCUGUGCCUUUUUAUUAUAUAUUUUGCUGCCAAGAUUUUCAUAAUGAGCUAUCAUAUUUGACCACAUUUCUUUUGCUUUAUGAUUCUCCAGCUCUUUCUGGUAUGUAAAGAGAUGUGGGGUUGAAAUAAAGUUAAAAAUGUUAUGCCUUUGCUUUGAAACUUCAACUACAGAGGUUUGCCAAGGAUUUGCAGUACAGAAUAAGAUGUAUUGUAUGCACUUUUUUGGGGUUUUCUCUUUUUUAAUUAAAUAUAUCAAUGUACUUACACUAUAGAUGAUCAAUAUGGAACACUUUUGAUAAACUACAUUAAAACCUCACAUCUGUUAAUAAAUUAAAUUGUGUGCUUACUGAACUUGUAAGGUGUUUUUACAUGCGUUGCACAUUUGAUUUGAAAGUGUCAUGCAUGACCGUCCUUGUAAUGCAUUUUCUUACAAGUCAUCAUUGUCAGCACCGUGUUUAUUACACACUGGUUAACAUGUACUGUCAAGUGUUUCAUCUUCCCUUCCUUGAGUGUUUCCUGUGUGACUUAUUGUAAUAAUAUACUGAAACAUCUGCAAAGAAAAA
Messenger RNA from Carassius gibelio (silver crucian carp), 1150 nucleotides. Its product is annotated as mitochondrial fission 1 protein. Gene Ontology annotation, molecular function: protein binding. Gene Ontology annotation, cellular component: mitochondrial outer membrane; peroxisomal membrane. The record is from RefSeq and is a predicted model, not a curated record. The transcript has 5 exons. Bases 42 to 503 code for a protein of 153 amino acids. NCBI's taxonomy places the organism in Eukaryota, Metazoa, Chordata, Actinopteri, Cypriniformes, Cyprinidae. Gene Ontology annotation, biological process: mitochondrial fragmentation involved in apoptotic process; peroxisome fission; mitochondrial fission.